This is a messenger RNA of Durio zibethinus, 706 nucleotides long. The record is from RefSeq and is a predicted model, not a curated record. Lineage: Eukaryota; Viridiplantae; Streptophyta; Magnoliopsida; Malvales; Malvaceae.
AUAGCGGUACGUAAUUAUGAUUAGCUUUGUAAUCUGAUAUUCUGAUUCCAUUUACCUAAAAUCUAUUUAAUCAAUGAUGAUGAUGAUGCUGAUGCUGACGACCCUUUUGCAGGUGGAGGUCUAGCAGAGCAAGAACCAUCGGUAAUUUGAGGCAACAACGUGUCAAUUCAUUAACUAGUUUAGCUGAACUUGGCAUCUAAUGAUUGUGGGGUUGCAGGGAACUUGGUGCGUGGCAAAGCCUGGAACAGUUGAUGACCUGCUGCAGCAGAACAUUAACUUUGCCUGCAACCAGGUGGACUGCAGUCCGACUCAUUUUGGUGGUGUAUGCUUCUAUCCAACCACCCUCAUUAACCAUGCCUCGUUCGCCAUGAAUCUUUACUACCAGACUACAGGCAGAAAGAAAUCGAGCUGUGACUUCAGGGAGACUGGCCUCCUUGUCUCAAAUGAUCCAAGUAAAUUAGCACGUUUUCCUUUCGGAGUUUUAAUUGUUUAAUAGCUUUGUUUUGAGCUUGAAUAUUGGACUGUUGUGCAGGUUAUGGUAACUGCUCCUACCAAUGCUCAAAUCAGUGAAAAACUACAAUGAACUUUCAAUGUUGUUUCGACAAUAAAGUAGGAAAACUUCAUGUUCUUUCCAUCGCCUCUAGAUCAACGAGAAGAAUCCUGCAAAUUCCAGUUUUCCCUUUUAAUAAUUUGAGCAUUGUUUGGU